GCUCCCCUCACCCCGCCAUAUCACAUCCCUUUCUUCCAAGGUUUACUCAACCAUCUUUCCAUUUCAUCACUGAUUCCUCACACCAUAACCUCCUCGAACGAAUAAUUGAACAAAUCUUUCAAAAUGUCUGCCUUCGAUACCGCAGUUGCCGAUUCCAAGAAGCUUACUAGCAAGCCUUCAUCUGAUGAUUUACUCGAGAUUUACAGUUUAUACAAAGUAGCCAUCGGUGACGACAUCUCCAAAGCUGAAGCUCCUGGACUUUUUGACAUCAAGGGCAAAGCCAAGAAGAAGGCGUGGCAAGAAAAGGUCGAUUCUGGCAUCACAGCCGAUCAAGCCAAAGAAAAAUAUGUCGCCAAGAUCGAGGAAUUAAAGGAGAAGUGCGGAUAUGAUCCUAAUAAGGCUCCUGAGGCUGUUGGUGGAAACUAAGCAUCCAAUACAAGUGCUAGUGUUGCGGCUGGAAUGCAUGGAGAAUAUACAAGGAUUGCAUAGCUGAGCUAAGAAUUUGAUGGGAAAUGGAGAUGCAUAGUGGAGAUUUAUAUUUAAGUUUGAGAAAGCAAGCAAGAAUGAGCGAAUGAUUAUGCAUAUACCAGCUGGUUUCGUAUCAAAUUUUCGUGCAUAAAGACA
Messenger RNA from Botrytis cinerea B05.10, 624 nucleotides. It is a transcript of the gene Bcacb1, whose product is annotated as Bcacb1. Gene Ontology annotation, molecular function: long-chain fatty acyl-CoA binding. The record is from RefSeq and is a predicted model, not a curated record. Lineage: Eukaryota; Fungi; Ascomycota; Leotiomycetes; Helotiales; Sclerotiniaceae. Bases 124 to 426 code for a protein of 100 amino acids. The transcript is spliced from 4 exons. Gene Ontology annotation, biological process: fatty acid metabolic process.